GAGGUUUAAUGUCCGCCAUGUUGGCCGUGGCGUAUUGAGCGGAGCCGGAGCGGCGGAGGAGCGGAGCCAGCGCCCAGCCCAGCCGGCGCCGCCGGGCCCCGUGUCGGAGCGCGCCCCGCCCCGCCGGGGGAGCCGCGGUCUCUCCAUGAGAGCGCUCGGCGGGGUCCGGCUCUCAGCUCGGAGCGCUCUUGCUGUCGCCCCCCCCUCCCCAGCCGGAGCCGCCAUCGCCGCCUAACAUGAGCAAACUGUCGUUCCGGGCCCGGGCGCUGGACGCGUCCAAGCCGCUGCCCGUCUUCCGCUGCGAGGAUCUGCCCGACUUGGCCGAAUAUGCCUCCAUUAACCGGGCCGUGCCGCAGAUGCCCACGGGCAUGGAGAAGGAAGAGGAGUCGGAACAUCAUCUCCAACGGGCUAUCUCAGCACAACAAGUAUAUGGAGAGAAGAGGGAUAAUAUGGUUAUACCAGUCCCAGAAGCAGAAAGUAAUAUUGCAUACUAUGAAUCCAUAUAUCCUGGAGAGUUUAAAAUGCCAAAGCAGCUGAUUCACAUACAGCCUUUUAGUUUGGACGCUGAGCAGCCAGAUUAUGACAUGGAUUCAGAAGAUGAGGUCUUUGUCAAUAAGUUGAAGAAAAGAAUGGAUAUCUCUCCUUUACAAUUUGAAGAGAUGAUAGACCGACUAGAAAAGGGCAGCGGUCAGCAGCCAGUCAGCCUGCAAGAGGCCAAGCUGCUGCUGAAAGAAGAUGAUGAAUUGAUCAGAGAAGUAUAUGAGUACUGGAUUAAAAAGAGGAAAAACUGUCGAGGGCCCUCUCUUAUCCCAGCAGUGAAACAAGAGAAGCGAGAUGGCUCCAGCACAAAUGAUCCUUACGUUGCUUUUAGGAGACGAACAGAAAAGAUGCAGACGAGGAAAAAUCGAAAAAAUGAUGAAGCAUCCUAUGAGAAGAUGCUUAAACUGCGUCGAGACCUGAGUCGUGCAGUAACCAUCCUGGAGAUGAUAAAGAGAAGGGAAAAAAGCAAGAGGGAGUUGCUGCAUUUAACACUGGAAAUUAUCGAAAAGAGGUAUAAUUUGGGUGAUUACAGUGGAGAGAUUGUGUCUGAGGUCAUGGCACAGCGGCAGCCAAUGAAACCUACCUAUGCUAUUCCCAUCAUUCCUGUGACUAACAGCAGUCCUUUCAAACAUCAAGAAACUAUGGAACUGAAAGAAUAUAAAGUUAACAAACAGGAUAAAUCUGAUGUUAUUCGGCCUAAAAGAAAGUAUGAGAAGAAGCCAAAAGUCUUACCUUCGUCUGCUGCUGCUACUCCUCAACAGACGAGUCCUGCUGCACUGCCAGUCUUUAAUGCUAAAGAUUUGAAUCAGUAUGAUUUCCCUAGCUCGGAUGAAGAACCCCUCUCCCAGGUUUUGUCUGGUUCUUCAGAGGCUGAGGAAGAAAAUGAUCCCGAUGGUCCUUUUGCCUUCCGUAGGAAAGCAGGCUGUCAGUACUAUGCUCCUCAUUUAGACCAACCUGGCAACUGGCCAUGGAGUAGCCCUAAAGAGGGAAGAUUAGGAGAUGUGCGUUACAGAUACUGCUUAACCACUCUGACAGUACCCCAGAGGUGUAUUGGGUUUGCACGAAGGCGGGUCGGCCGUGGAGGGAGGGUGCUACUAGACAGAGCACAUUCGGACUACGAUAAUACAUUUCAUCAGCUGGAUUUGGAAAUGCUUUCCUCAUCACAACACUCUUCAAUCAGUCAAUUUGCCAAUACCUCAGAAACAAAUACCUCGGACAAAUCUUUCUCGAAAGACCUCAGUCAGAUACUAGUCAAUAUCAAAUCAUGUAGAUGGCGGCACUUUAGGCCUCGGACACCAUCCCUACAUGACAGUGACAAUGACGAACUCUCCUGUAGGAAACUGUACAGGGGUGUAAAUCGAACAGGCACAGCACAACCUGGGACCCAGACAUGCAGUACCUCUAUACAAAGUAAAAGUAGCAGUGGUUCAGCACAUUUUGGAGGCUUUGGUUUUUGUCCUGAAGACCUGGAGAGAGGUUUCCUCCAAGAGGCGGGAGGUGAUUGGAUUCGUGAUGAUUUUUGCACCUGAAGAAGCAGGAGCUGUUCUGAUACUGGCUGUCAAACUGCUCAGCAUUAAAAAGAAAAAAAAAAAACAAAACAAAACCAAAACUGUAUGGAAGAUGGAGUUGUUACCACAAGAUGUUCUAUGUCAACUGAGGAAGGGAUGUCUUAAAUCUCUUAGAAGUUCCGUGGAAGCAUGGCUUGUACUACGCUUGCCUUAUGUGGAAGGUUAGACUUCAGCAGCAAGAUGGAGUAGCCAAGAAAAGUAGCAUCACCUUUGAAGAGGGGGGUGGUCCCUUUUCAUCUUGCUGAAGAACUAGAAAAGAUGCUUUGUUACCUUGUAACAAGAAAAGCUGAUUUGAGGAUUUUCAGGCAUAUUACCCAGAGCACCAGUAAAAAGUAGGCAAGAGUGUAAUAACAUGAUUCUGGUGGACUGACUGUUGUUCAGUGGGGAGAACUGUUCACUCUGAAUAAAAUGAACAAAAAUACUUCAGAAGCCAGUACUGAUGAGUCUAUGUGUCCAGAUUAUAAUCUUUGAGAUGUGGCUUUUGCAUAUCUUAAUAAUUCAGAGUAUGGAGUAGGUGAGAAUGUUCAUCUGAAGUAUGUGUAUGCCAGAAGCUCAUUUUUCCUUGUUGUGUUGAUGGAUCCAGUUAGCCAGGCAAGUGGCAGGCAGAUGGUUGUCUUCACACUGCGUUGAGUUCUGGAGACUUCCUCCUGCAGGCUUGUUUUGUUAUUAACAGCUGCCCUCACUAUUUGAAUGUAUCAUCUAUUAAUCUCAAGUUUGAGACCCUUGCAGCUGUACGGUGUAGAUCAUUCUAUCCCAGCCUUGUGUGUAGUGGGCAGACGAGAGACGUGUUACUAGCAAGGAUGAGAGGCUCUGCAGUAAGAGCAGGCUUCUGUGAUGCAUUCUGUUCUUUUCUGCCUUCUUCGCAUGGAGAAAUUGGGUCUCUUUGGAGAUGACUGACAUACAGAACAUCAUUAAGGAAUCCAGAAUAGCUUACCUUGCAUUUCCUUUCUUGUAAACUGGAGGUGCAGAUAAUUUGCUACAAGUUGUUUGUUGGUAUUCAGUACCUUUGUAUGUGGGAUUUUUAUAGGAAAAUUAUUUUUCCCAGUAAGCUUUGCUGCUUUUCAGAAGCAAGUUAAGAUGUGCAAAAGAAGCAAGUUGGCCUGUGCACACUGAAGGGCUUAGUGGGAUGGUGAGCUAUGCUUUCAUUUCCCAAGUGUUUGUAGCAUUCCUGUCUCCAGUUGUGUAACGAUGCGUGAUGCAUCACUGCAGGUUUCUGGUAGUUUUUGUGCUUAUUGUGUUCUCGUUAAGGGUAACUGCUGCCCUUCCUGUGCCCUCCUGCCUCCAGCAGAGGCACCUCUUUCCUGGAAGGAAGCUGGAGGAAGCUUCUCAACCUCUUUGGCAGUUCUUAAUUCCAGAGCAGUAGGAUCUGUUGUGUUUUAUCUUGCUUUUGUGCCAUCGCUGGCUGUUCGGGUCUUUACUUAAUCCUUGUAGUAGCUUCCACACUGCUGUCUGCUUUGCUGUUCUCCAGAUAUCUGUUUUACUUUGGGAAGGAAAUCCUGGUCAGUGAAAAUACUGCUGCUUUUAACAGCCCCUUUCAGUUACUACUGGGAAUUAAGAUUCUUAGCCCCUCUGUGGUCAAGAUGUUGAGAUCCUAACUGAAGAAGCAAUGAGUUCAAAAUUAGAUGCACUUUGGGAGUAGCAGGGGUGUUUAUAGCCUACCUUAGAGUUGGUGGAAGGAGGAAAUGUUGAGUAGAAAACCUGUUUUUCUGGGAAAUGGUGUGACUUGGAGGAUGGGUGGAGGACAGGUGCUUACUGAAACAACUGUACCCUUGUCUCUUUGCAGAGACUUUGUAGUUGUACUACUGCUUCUUGUUCAGCUUUAAGUCAGUUGAAGUAAGACCUUGCUCUGAAUUGUUGGGUCCAUGGGUGUAAAUUGUUACUUUAUCUGCAUUCCAUGCAUGAAUGGUCACACAUUGACUGUAGAGUAAACUGUGUGUACCUCAAGUAACCCAUGGUGUUCCUUGGGAAAUAUGUAUUUAGGACGAUGGGCAGCCAGAUACCAGGGCAUAGUGAGCACUUCUGGCUUUCAUUCAAUGGUCAGCAGUAAAAACCUUUGUUAGUCAUUAUUUUCUGAUAGUUCUCUAACUGCUGGGUAGGGAGUACACAUGCACAUCUGGCAUCUAGUUUAUAACCUGUAGCUCUGGAAUUGUAGAGUUCUGACAGUAGGAACUUCAGGCUGAGUUCUGUUGGGCCGAAAUAUAAAGCUGUGUUAGAAGUAAUCGGAGGCUUAAUAAUUCAUGUUCUCAUAGUGUCUUAAUAAUGCCUUUUUAAAGGAAAUCAAUCCUGAACUUCUUUUCAGAAAGUGAGACAUCUUUGGGCCUGGUGCAUCAAACACUCAAUCACUCUAAUGGCUCUAAGUCUCUCCAGUAUUCUGAAUUCACUGGUGAGAACUUGCUGUGCAAUAGAACGUUUUUAACUAGGCAGUGUAAGCCAGAUAACAUCUGUCCUAUGACAAAAAUGUGAUGUUCUGGAUUACCUAGGAUUGUGUGUUAUGUGUGCUUUGCGUGCACUUCGGUGUUAGUAACAACUCAUUGUUCUCUUGUACAGCAAAUGUGGUGCUCCGGUGUAUUUCUCUUAGGAAGAUACUGUAACAGGAGUUACGGUUGUCCUCCUUCCCGCACAGUUCAGCAGUUCAGUAGUUGUAGAACUUCAUCAUUUGGAAGCCUUGGUUGUGUGGUCUUUCAUCUUUUCACCUGAUCAGCAGCCUUGUUAACGGCCAUCACCUCAGCCUGAAGGGUCAGAGAAUCCUCUUGGAGGAUUAUUAGAGAGGUGUUUUUCUCCAAUAUGAUAUUAAUGCUUCUGUUUUUGUACAGAACUCUCACUUCUCCUUGUGAGAACAGAUACUUAACUUUUUUUUAAAUGACUGAUUAUCUGGAUCUUCAGAUACUUGGUGGGCUUUAAGCAUUGCCUGAAUAGUUUAAUCAAAGCAUCUUCCAUUCAGGUG
Molecule: messenger RNA, 5052 nt
Organism: Gallus gallus (chicken)
Lineage: Eukaryota; Metazoa; Chordata; Aves; Galliformes; Phasianidae
Gene: EPC1
Product: enhancer of polycomb homolog 1
Exons: 11
Coding region: 237-2069 (610 amino acids)
Biological process (GO): regulation of transcription by RNA polymerase II
Cellular component (GO): piccolo histone acetyltransferase complex
Source: RefSeq, a predicted model, not a curated record